AGAGAACAAAAUUAGAUUCACUAAAUCUACUCCAUAACAUGAAGGCUUUUACUCCCUCCCUCAUUCUCGCUCUUGCUGCCCUUGUAGCGGCAGAUUCCCAUCUUGAUAGCUGGAGUGGUUCGAAUUGCAACAGCGGCGACCACCUCACUUGGACCGCACCUCCAUCCCAUGGUCCUAACACCUGCAAGAGUGUUGGGAAUGUCAAAAGCAUUAAGGUCAAUGAUCUUGGAUCUGGCUGUACUGCGACCGUAUAUACCGACAGCAACUGCAGUAACAAUGCCAAGGCUGCUCGUGUUGGGCAGUGUGUUCAGUUUUCGGGCAAGAUUGGGUCUUUCUCUGUCGACUGCCCUUAGAAGUUGAAUUCCCGGGGUAGGAAACUCGUGAGAGAGAGGAGUAUUGUGGAGCUAUACGGGGUGGCUGGGAGUUGUGGGUAGGGUGGUUGUAUACUCCAUUGGACGCU
This is a messenger RNA of Lindgomyces ingoldianus, 460 nucleotides long. RefSeq lists its product as uncharacterized. NCBI's taxonomy places the organism in Eukaryota, Fungi, Ascomycota, Dothideomycetes, Pleosporales, Lindgomycetaceae. Bases 39 to 353 code for a protein of 104 amino acids. The record is from RefSeq and is a predicted model, not a curated record. The transcript has 2 exons.